AAAUUCUCUUUGAUGCCGUCGCUCGUGAAAAUUAACGUCUCUUUUGAGUCCUGCAGAAGUUUCAGCAAGAUAAGUUUCAUUUUGAGGACUUCCUGUCUACCGUGUUGGGAAAGACCACACCACGAAGGAUGUAAUUUAGAGCUUUGACUGAGCAACCCAAGCUUCCUCCUCAACCGUUUAACCCCCCCCCCCAAAAAACCCAGAUUACGGAAGGAAGUCGUAAAACACCCCAGCGAUGCCGGUCGAUUGCAGCCAUACCUAAGGCCUCCAGGAGCCCUAGAUGGAGGAGACAUUGUCUUGACCACACCAUGGAUGAAGAUGGGCUUGAAGCGAUGGAGGAAUUCGUAUCUGGGCCCUUGGUCACCUGGAUGCAGACGCUGGAGGAUCUGGUGGGCCGGAGCUUCAACCAACGUCCCCAGCGGGAAGAAGAGGCGAGCAAAUAUUUCCGAAAACUGGUUAAUGGAGAUUUCCUCCACCAAGUCAUGCAAAUGAUUGACUUGAUUCCUACUCCUUCUCCUUGGAGAGAUGAAGGCGGGGAGGAAGACAGCUUGCAGACGCUCCAACUCGUCCUUAAAAGGCUGCAGAAUUUCUACAGGGAUGAGCUCCACCAGGUGAUCCUUUCCUCACCUCCAAAUCUCCAUCUAAUGGUCAGACAGCCCUUCACAGUUCAGGCCGUUCAGGAGAUGAAGAAAUUGGUGCAGCUCUUGCUAGGAAGCGCCGUUCAGUGUGAAGAGCGAGAUGUGUUCAUUGGCCGAAUCCAGUCGCUGGACAUUAGCGUGCAAGCAGCUUUGGCUUCGGCGAUCAGAGAGGUUAGCCAGGAGCCGGAAAAUGUGCUGGGAUUGCAGUGGAGGGAGAUGGACCCAGCCAGCAUGCAGCAGCUCCUGUGGGAUCUUGGGGUCCGAGUUCAAAAGCUGGUUUCUGAGCGAGAUGCAGGAUUGGAGCAAUUGUGGGAGCUGCAGCAGAAAGAGGGACCCCCUUUAGCGGCCCAGCUGGAGAGUAACCAGUCCCACCUCGGGGUUCAGCUUGCCGAACGUCAAGCCCAAGUGCGGCGCUUACAAGGCGAGCUGGAGAUGAAGAUGGAGGAGCUGCUGGACCAGCAAGAGGAAUCAAGGAAUUUGGAGAAAGGGCUUCGAAAGUUGCAGCAAGAGAACCGCACGUUGGCGGGUGAAGCGCGCCAAGCCAGGCUAUACCAGGAUGAAUUGGAUGCCUUGCGAGAGAAGGCACUUCGGGCAGAGCGGCUUCAGUCGGAGCUGACGGCCCUGCGGGAAAGGAUGCCAGCUUUGGAACGAUGCCGGGCGCAGCUCAAGGAGGAGCGCGACUUCUCCAAGGCCCUGUUGGAAGCAAAAGCCACGAUGGAGGAAGAACUAGAUGCCGCUUACGCCCGGGGCCAGCGCCUGAGUCGAGCGGAGAAAGAAAACUUGAAUCUGCAAAACCACUUGAACCAAAUCCAAGAGGAACGGGAGCAGCUUUCUUACCGAUCGGAGGAGCUUCUGAGAGAGAAUUUGGUCCUGAAGAAGCAGCUGCAAGAAACUUUAAAGAAUUCCCGGACGGAAUCGUGCUCCGAAGAUUCUCACUGGGACGCAAAUGAAUUCCCUGAAGUUCCCCUUCUGCUGGUCUCGGAGAUGAAGGAGGCCAAUCGACUGCCAGCCUUAGAGAAGGAGAAUCGGGAACGUCGCAGGUCGAAAUCAAAGAAUAUAGAAGCAGAUCUGAAGAAGGCUAACCCUGAUGGGCUGCCAGAACGGCGGCCCAGCCAGGCCGAAGAGGAGAACCUGACAGACGCGCAAGAACACAAGCCAGGGAUUUUGACGCAUCGAAAGAGCCAAACAGCGGAAGGCCGGGCGCCCCCGCCGGAAUCCGAGACCUCGCUCGCUGAAACGAAGGCCACCUUGUCCAGAGCGCAGACUCAACUGCGGGAGGCUGAGCAGAAGCGGGAGGCGGAAUCCGGACAGGUGGCGAGUCUCCAGGAGAAACUGAGGCGCGUUCAAGAAGCCUACGCCGAAGCCCAGGAGGAGUGCGACCGGUGGCACUCGGAGACGGAGCGCCUGGUUGAAGAGAUCCAGGCUCUGGAGCAUAAGAAGGAGACUUUAAAAGCCGGAUCGCAGGUGUUGCAAGACGCGGCCACCCGGGCCGAGGUCCACCUAAGCCAGGCGCAGCAAAGUCUUCGCAAGGAACAUCUUCGAAGCACCCAGCUAGCCCAGAAACUCCAACAGAGAGAGGAAGAGUUGGGGGAAGCUCAGCAGGAGCUCCAGAACCUGCAACGGAGCUUAGAGCACCACAGGGUCUCCUUGGCCCAGCUGGGGGCUGAGAAAGGGGCUUUGGAAGAGGCGCUGGGCCAAGCGGAGAGCUGCCGGCGACAAGGGGACAAGGAGAGUUGGCGGCUGAAGGCCAAAAGCCAGGCACAAGAGGAGGCCCUGGCAGAGCAGGGCCGCCACCUGGCCCUCCUAGAGGCUCAAACGUGCCAGCAGGCAGCGGAACUCAACAGCCUACAAGAGGUUCUCCAAAGUCUUGGCCAGCUGGAACAGGAGAACGCGAGCUUGAGAAAGCGACUGGACGACCAGGAGAAAGUCGCCGCCUUGCUGGAACAGGAGCUGGUGAGAAAAAAGGCUGGGCCCUCCAGAGAGAAUCCGGACGAGCUCCAGGACCAGCCCUGGAAGAAGCAACAAAAUCCUCAGCCGGAGACCAGCACCAGGAACAGUCCCAAAGGCCAGCCCAAGAGCGCCCCCAUCGGGCAGUUCGAGGAACUGCACCUCCCCAAGGAACCGCCGGUUCAGCCUCAGAAUACGCUUCUCCAAGGUGAGGAUUCGGCGCUCACCGGGCGCCUGACCCAACUGGAGUCCCUGGCCAGCAGCCUGGAGACGGUGCUGCUGGGCCUGGCCCGGCAAAAGGCAGAAGGCAGAGAAGGAGACGGGCACCCACAACCUGGGAACAGCACGUCGCAGCGCUCUCUCCUGGCAAGGCAGUUGUCCGAGGUCCGGCAGAGGUCGGGCCGCCACGAGGCCGAAGUUCAGACGGUCCGGCUGGAGGCGGAGGCCUGGCGGAGACGCUAUGAGCACCUCCGCCUGGAUCACGACCGCUUGGCGCUGCUACAUCGACAGCAGGGAGAGGAGCUGGAGAGGACGCUAAGCGAGCAAGCUGGCCUCAAGGCUGCGCUGCGCGGCCUGGAGAAGGAGCAGCGGGAACUGGAGAGCAGGUGCAACCAAUUCUUGGGGCAGAAGAACAGCCUAGAGCUACAAGAGGUGGCACUGCAGGCCCAGAAGGAACGGCUUGAAGUAGCCAAGCAACAGCACCGGGAUUUGGCUGAGCAACACGCCAAUUUAAAAGAAGAACAUGAGCGGGUCAAACAAGCAUUGGUCCAGGCUGAACGGGCCCAGGAUGACCUCCAAGGUGAGCUUCAAGGAACACAGAACCGGCUGACCGGCUUGCAAUUGGAGCAGGCAAAGCUGGAAGCUGAAAACGCCGCCUUGAAAGAGCAGAACCAGCAGCUGGACACAGCCUUGGGGCGCCUGAGCACCCAAUGUGAGCUGCUCGUCCAGUUGAAGGGCAAACAGGAGGAAGAGAACCGGCAUCUGCUUCAGGAGAUCCAGCUGUUGAGCAGGGAGAACAGACAGCUGUUGGAACGCAGCAUGGAGAACCGAGAACAAUUUCAGGAGGAGCAGCGUCAGUACCACGACAAAUUAGGCGAAUUGCGUCGAGAGAAACAGAAACUGGUGGAGAAAAUUAUGGACCAAUACCGGGUGCUGGAGCCCACCAUUCCCCGGGGCAAGAAGAGUAACUGGAUUGCUGGCAAGAUAAGGAGGCUGAUGAAACUUCGCAGAGAGCAGCCGCGCCCCAUGGCGGAGGGAGCGGGCAGCAGCAGCGAGAGCCUGGCCGGACCAGAGGACCAUGGGCUUGAUAGUACAGCUUCCAGCGCUCCCAGCUCGCCGUUUCUCCUCCGCAAAGCCAGCAGCAACCUCAGCAUCCCGGAGAGCCAGCCGGUCCCCUUCUGCCAUUCCCGGCUGAGUUCCCGGAUGCCGGCGACAGAACCUUCGGGCGUCGGGGAUGAAGAGGGCCAGGAGGACACCCCCAGGCGGCGUUUCCGGCAACGCCGAUUGGGCGUGUUGUGGGGGGCCGCGGAAGACCCAGCGGCUUCUGCAGGAGAGUCGGAACCCCCAAGCCAAUUGUCCACAACCAGCGAGGAGAAGAGAGGACGGCCGCUGGGCGAGGAGGAUCAAACUUCAAAAUGUCUCUUGUGAUGUUUCUGGAGGAAAAACGGUCAGAAAAGACAGUCUCCCUUGUGUUCCCUUCCCACCUCUGAACAACAAAUGCAAAACCCACAACAAAAACCCACAAGCCGCCUUGGAAAGAUGCACAAGUCACCAAGGAAAGACUCACUUCCUGGAAGAUAUGGGAAAACCCUGCGCGAAAACAACAACCCAGGUCUUCUUCCGGUCUGGGCUGGUGCCAGACCAAGAGUAGCUGGAAUCUACUUGAUCCUUUUUUUUUUUUUGCAACUCACAACCAAACAAGCAAACCCUGGAGGACUUUCAACCCCCUUCUGAGACUUAUUAUUAUUAUUAUUUUUAGCUAAUUGGGUCUCCCUUCUUGUGGCGGGGAGUUUCAAAGUCCAGAGAUCAACCACCUUUUUUUUUUUUUUUUUUUUUUUGCGGGUCGGUGCAACUCUCGCCUAUGGCAAGAUGGAGGGAGGGGGCGAAUGAAUUUAAUAUGUAAAAAUGAAUAAAUAAAACGUUACAGUAAUAAGACACAAUGGACAUGCGAAGGCAAGGUAGCCCUUGAUUUGCGACCACAAUGGAGACAAGAAUUUAUGUUGGUAAGUGAGGUGGUUGUUGUGCCCGAUUUUGUGGCCUUUAUUGUGUUUUUUUUUUGGCCAUGGUUGAUGGUGGUGCUCCAUCACGGAAGCUUCCAAGAAGAGACUGGACAG
Molecule: messenger RNA, 4918 nt
Organism: Crotalus tigris (Tiger rattlesnake)
Lineage: Eukaryota; Metazoa; Chordata; Lepidosauria; Squamata; Viperidae
Gene: CCDC88B
Product: coiled-coil domain containing 88B
Exons: 25
Coding region: 309-4232 (1307 amino acids)
Biological process (GO): cytoskeleton-dependent intracellular transport; cytoplasmic microtubule organization
Cellular component (GO): cytoplasm; centrosome
Molecular function (GO): microtubule binding; dynein light intermediate chain binding
Source: RefSeq, a predicted model, not a curated record